UCCCGUGUGGAGUAACGGCAGCUCAAGGGAGUCUUAACUCUCCCUGCUGUUUCAUUGCAAGAAAAAAUCCCCAAGGAAGAUUGUCUAGUGGAUAAAACAUGGAGAGAAGGAAAAGAAGCUUCACUUUUGGAGCAUAUGGAGGGAUAGAUAAAUCUUUCAUUCGUUUGAGAAGUACACAGAAACAUGAUGGAGGGGAUCACAACAUUUCCAACUCAUUAGAACCACCGAGUCCAGAAUCACAACCCUCGUACUCUGCACGGUCCUAUCUCAAGAACACUGAUUUCUUUGAAAUGAUUGAAAAGAUGCAGGGAUGCAGAAUGGAUGAACAGAGAUGCUCUCUUCCACCACCUCUCAAAACAGAAGAAGAUUAUAUUCCUUACCCUAGUGUCCAUGAGGUUCUCCAACGUGAGGCUCCUUAUCCUAUUAUCCUGCUCCCUCAGUUUGGAGGUUACUGGAUCGAGGGAACAAACCAUGAAAUCAGAAGCCUGCCUGAAACAGAGCAGCUCUCAUCUCCUGCCUCCAAACUCAAACUAGAGUGUAACUCUAUUGCCAAGCUCUACAGGAAACAUUUCUUGGGAAAGGAACAUUUUAAUUAUUACUGCGUCGACAGUGCACUCGGCCAUUUGGUAUUCUCCCUCAAGUAUGAUGUCAUUGGUGACCAGGAACACCUCCGGCUGUUGCUCAGAACCAAGCACAAAACCUACCAGGAUGUGGUUCCAAUAUCCUGCCUCACUGAAUUCCCCAAUGUGGUUCAAAUGGCAAAGCUUGUUUGUGAAGAAGUAAAUGUGGACCGUUUCUUCCCUGUUUUAUACCCUAAGGCCUCACGGUUAAUUGUAACAUUUGAUGAGCAUGUCAUCAGCAACCAUUUCAAGUUUGGGGUUAUUUAUCAGAAGUUUGGCCAGACUUCAGAGGAAGAGUUAUUUACCAACAAUGAAGAAAGCCCUGCCUUUGUUGAGUUCCUGGAACUACUAGGUGAGAAAGUUGAGCUUCAGGACUUCAAAGGCUUUCGUGGAGGCCUGGAUGUUGCACAUGGUCAAACAGGAACAGAGUCGGUUUAUACCAAAUUCAGGAGCAAAGAGAUUAUGUUCCAUGUUUCCACAAAGCUGCCGUACACUGAAGGUGAUGCACAACAACUUCAGAGAAAACGACACAUAGGAAACGACAUUGUGGCCAUCGUCUUUCAGGAUGAAAACACCCCCUUUGUGCCAGAUAUGAUCGCAUCUAACUUCCUGCACGCUUACAUUGUUGUCCAGCUGGAAAGCCCCUGUAGCAGCAACACCAUGUACAAGGUCUCCGUCACAGCAAGAGAUGAUGUUCCAUUCUUUGGUCCUGCACUGCCUGAUCCAGCUGUGUUUAGAAAGGGUCUUGAAUUUCAGGAGUUCUUGCUCACAAAACUCAUUAAUGCAGAAUAUGCUUGCUAUAAGGCAGAAAAGUUUGCUAAAUUGGAGGAGCGGACCAGGUCAGCUCUGCUGGAGACUCUCUAUGAAGAGCUCCAUGUAAACAGUCAAGCGAUGAUGGGCAUUAGCAACGAGGAUGAGAAGAUUGAGAAUGGAGGGAGUGGAGGAGGAGGAGGUUUCUUUGAAUCCUUUAAGCGGGUGAUUAGAAGUCGAAGCCAGUCGAUGGAUGCCAUGGGUCACAGCAAUAAGAAACAGAACACUGUCUCUACCAGUCACAGUGGCAGUUUCACCCACAACACAGGAGAAACCAUCAAAGCCCCUGGCAUUUCGUUGCUUGUGCCUGGAAAAAGCCCAACUAAGCACGGACGUCGAGGCAGUGCUAUAGGCAUAGGAACAGUAGAAGAGUCAUUGAUUAUUCCGGGGAAAAGCCCAACGAGGAAGAAAUCCGGACCUUUCAGCUCCCGCCGCAGCAGUGCCAUCGGAAUAGAGAACAUCCAAGAGGUGGUGGAGAGAAGAGAGAGCACGUCAAGUACCCAGAAAACCCCAGACAGUGGGCACGUCUCACAGGAACCAAAGUCUGAUAAUUCAUCCAAUCAGAGUUCUCCAGAGAUACCUACCACCAAGAAUAGAGCCGUAACAAAUCAGAAAGUUUUAAAUGAUGGUCAGGAUCUCUCGCGAUCAUCUUCGAAUGCCAGCAGCUUUGCCAGCGUUGUGGAGGAGAAUGAAGUUCUCGAAGACUACGAUACUGGAAUGGACAGCCUUUCUUCAGUCGGAACACCUCAUAAAAGGGACUCGUUCACCUACAGCACGUGGUUGGAUGACAGUGUCAGCAUGACGAGUGCACUGAGUGCUGGGAGCUCGACAGGUGGCCCACGUCUGGAUGCUAACCGAGCUGGUGACUUACCGAGACCAGAGAUCAAAAUUAAACUCGAGAGAACUGAGCAGCAGAAACCCAAUCAGAAUUACCAAAAAAGACACAAGCUCAUGGAGUUGAGGAGAACCCGAAAGUUUGCCACAAAUGAAGAUGACGCCUUACACUCUAAAGGAAGCCAACCGAAACCAGGACUGUAAAAAUGAAGAAUUUAUUUGGAAUUUAGAAAUAUAUUCUCAAACUGCAUUGCACUUUGAUGGAGAUUCAGUUUCAACUGCCUCUAUGUAGAAACUAUUGUGAUUGUCUAAUUUUUGUGUUUUGGUGUUAAUAUUGUCAUUGGACAUAGUGUAAAAGCACAACUGGUGAAGUGAGUGGAGCAUGAUCAACACUGUCAAACACUGCAUUAGGCCUAUUUAUGGAUUGUUGCUGUGUUUUGGUGAUUAUUUGCAGCAGCUGGCUAGAUAUCAUCACUGUUGAAUGGAAAAAAUGUAAAUAUGCUUUUGUAAAUAAUG
Hemiscyllium ocellatum (epaulette shark) is the source of this 2780-nucleotide messenger RNA. It is a transcript of the gene rap1gapa, whose product is annotated as RAP1 GTPase activating protein a. The coding region runs from base 99 to 2468 and encodes 789 amino acids. Gene Ontology annotation, cellular component: cytoplasm. NCBI's taxonomy places the organism in Eukaryota, Metazoa, Chordata, Chondrichthyes, Orectolobiformes, Hemiscylliidae. Gene Ontology annotation, biological process: regulation of small GTPase mediated signal transduction; activation of GTPase activity. The record is from RefSeq and is a predicted model, not a curated record. Gene Ontology annotation, molecular function: GTPase activator activity. The transcript is spliced from 25 exons.